UUGGUUAAACGGUGUAAAAACGAGGAUCCCUUGCCCCUACUGCUGCUACCGCUUGCCAGGCCCCCGCCGGACAACGCCGCCGUCUUUGCUCGGUGGCUGGUUUCUCAGAGUUCAUGGGGUGUCCUCAACACGAUAUCCAGCGAUUGGGGAGGUUCGCCUUUCGGGAAUGUGAUCUCAUUCAGUGAUGGCUUGCCUGGUAAAGGGAAAGGCAUUCCUUACUUCUACAUGACAACCUUCGAUCCGACAGCAAGAAAUGCUUUGAAAGAUCGAAGGUCUUCCUUCACAGUAAGUGAAUACAGCCUGGGAACCUGCGGCAAGAAAGAUCCUGAGAAUCCCACCUGUGCAAAAAUUACUCUCAUCGGAAAGCUGGAGUUAUUAGAGGGUAAUUCGGAGGAAACUGAAUUCGCUCGAACGGCUUUGUUCAUAAAGCACCCUGAGAUGAGAAGCUGGCCUAAAAGCCACAAAUUCCAGGUCUUCAAAUUAGAGAUCAAGAGCAUAUUCAUGAUCAAUUGGUUUGGCGGGGCAAAGCUUUUUACAGUGGAGCAAUAUCUUCAAGCUCAAAUGGAGGCUCAAGGAAUCACAGGAACAGAACAACAAUCUCUGAACUGUUGUAUGCCCAUAUUACAUGUGCACUCUUCCCUUUGGUGUUGAUUCAUUUAGUCAGGCAAUGUGCAUGUAAUAAUGACCUCAACAAACAUCUGCUUGAUUAAUUAAUGAUACUUUGGCCUCUGUCCCAGCUUGUUAGCUGCUGCUGCUGCUUCUUAAUAUAUAAAGUAAAGCUAGCACUCAUCACUAUAAAUUCUUCAUUACAGAAGUCCUAGUUCAAGAAAUCAAGAUUCUUCUGCUACCUAACCUAGCUAAAACAAAUGGGAAUACCACUUCAAGAAACAAGUGCUCCGGCCAAGUGAUGGAGGCUGAUAGAUAAUUCCCCUAUUUUUGAAGGAAUCCCAGAAACAAUUUGAGGUGAGUAAUCCUUUGAGAAGUGAUCUGCUGCAGGAAAAAGCAGCAGAAUUUGCUUAUAUAUAUAUAUAUAUAUAUAUUCAUAUGAAAACUGCAGUGAAUUCACCUUGUGGGAAACCCCUCGCGGCAUAGCUUUUUGUCAUUUCCAGCUAUAUAAAUUCUUCUUUUUGCACAUAUACAUAUUCUCUAUCUGAUAAUUGAUCAGGUCAGGAAUCUCUCUCUGUACUGACUACCUUACACUCCCACCCACCCCCUCUUUCAUCAAUGUAAGGAAUUAAUUCUUUUCCAAUCGACCCUUCAUGUCAAGAGAGCUGGUAAUUUCACACAUUUGGCUUUGAAAA
Andrographis paniculata is the source of this 1301-nucleotide messenger RNA. RefSeq lists its product as uncharacterized. Lineage: Eukaryota; Viridiplantae; Streptophyta; Magnoliopsida; Lamiales; Acanthaceae. The record is from RefSeq and is a predicted model, not a curated record.